This is a messenger RNA of Oncorhynchus kisutch (coho salmon), 705 nucleotides long. Its product is annotated as opioid growth factor receptor-like. The transcript has 5 exons. Gene Ontology annotation, molecular function: opioid growth factor receptor activity. The record is from RefSeq and is a predicted model, not a curated record. NCBI's taxonomy places the organism in Eukaryota, Metazoa, Chordata, Actinopteri, Salmoniformes, Salmonidae. Gene Ontology annotation, cellular component: membrane.
CCCCAUGAUGAAAUGCCUAAUUUACAGUUCUACCGUGGACAAAUACCCUCCUCCCCUGAUGGUGUCUUCAUUGAGGACUUUCACAAUAAAUGGCACAGGAAAUAUUCAAAACUGGAAGAAGUUCACUCAUACAUCCAAUGGUUGUUCCCACUUCAAGAACCAGGAAUUAAUUAUCAAGCCAAGGAACUCACCAAGAAGGAAAUUUAGGCUUUCCUUGAAGAUGGCACAGCAAAGCAGAGGCUGGUUGCAUCCUACAAGCUCAUGCUGGACUUCUACGGCAUAGAGCUGUCAAAUGACAUAACAGGGGAAGUGAAACUGGCGAACAACUGGCGUGAGAGAUUUGACAACCUGGAAAGAAACACACACAACAACCUGCGCAUCACCCGCAUCCUGAAGUGCCUGGGCACUCUGGGGUUCCCCCACUACCAGGCCCCACUGGUCCGCUUCUUCCUAGAGCAGACUCUUGUCAAAGACAAGCUGUACAAUGUGAAGGAAAGUGCCCUCAACUACUUCAUCUUCGCUGUCAUUGAUAAGCAAGAGCGCAGGAAUAUAGUUAAGUAUGCCUACGCACACUAUGAGCCCAAACAUGAGUUUGUGUGGUGCCCCAAGACAAUCCAGAGUAUAUUCAGGGGAGAGACAUUCCCAGAUGAUGAUAACCCAAUUGAUCUGAAACAGGAUGACAUUGACGACAACACUGCCAGUUAA